UCAAGUCAAGGUAACAGAUCGUCACUCUUGCAGAUUCAAGGCCUAAAAUUAACUUAAUGACUGGUUGGGUCACUGCUUGACUCCUUGCCUUUCUAGUUAUUGCUGUUAUUUCCUGCUCAGGUGUAAGCUACGUUCAGCAGCGGAAGAGGAAAAGCUUUCACUAUGUCUAUAGGCCUGGAAUUGAUUGGCAUUUCCCUGUGCAUUUUGGGAUGGAUUAUUGCCAUUGUGGCAUGUGCCCUCCCCAUGUGGAGGGUGACGGCCUUCAUAGGUAGCAACAUUGUGACAGCGCAGAUCAUCUGGGAGGGCCUGUGGAUGACAUGUGUGGUCCAGAGCACAGGACAGAUGCAGUGUAAGGUCUAUGACUCCAUGCUUGCUCUCUCCCAAGACCUCCAAGCUGCCCGCGCCCUCACCGUCAUCUCCAUCCUGUUAGCCAUCCUGGCUGUGCUGGUUGCCAUCGCUGGGGCAAAGUGCACCAACUGCAUCGAGGAUGAGGCAUCCAAGGCAAAGGUGAUGAUCAUCUCUGGAGUCCUCUUCAUCAUAUCUGGCAUCAUGCAGCUCAUUCCUGUCUCCUGGUCUGCUAACACCAUAAUCAGGGACUUCUACAACCCAUUACUUACUGAUGCUCAGCGGAGGGAGCUGGGGGCUGCAUUGUAUAUUGGGUGGGCAGCAGCUGCACUCUUAGUUCUUGGUGGUGGACUGCUCUGCUGCUCCUGUCCGCCACGUGAGACCAGAUACAACCCUUCACGAAUGGCUUACUCUGCCCCACGGUCUGCAGGUGGCCCAGGAUUAGAGAGGAAAGACUACGUAUGAAUCAAGGUCAAAGAAAGAAAGACAUUACUGAAACUCUAAGUUGCUCUCCACACCAGUGUAUCAGUGUGUUGAGGAAAACAAAGUGUUUGAUUUUGCCUGUAAUAUUAAGUAUCUGAAUAAUGUGAUUUAUUUAAAUGUCAUUUAGACAGAAAAUACAUUAAAGGGACAUUUGUGUGACUUUUUUAGUGCUCUGACUUUUUAAGAUCAACAUGUUAAAUGUUAUUGUUAUUGUUAAAUCACAGACCUUUUAUACAGUUUUAGCUUCUUAAUGUUUAUGGAUGUUUUUUUUUCCCCCUAAAACCCAAAUUUUUCACCACCAUUCUGUAAGACCAUUGUAUGAAAAAGGGAAGAAUUUGGUGUUAGGGUUAUGAGCAGAAUCAAACUUUGUAAAUACUGUAGAUAUAUUAUUACUUAUCUCUUGUUACAGCCAAAGCAGAUAAUAACUGUGUUCAUCAUAGCCUCUAGAUAAUUGUGGUGGUAAGAAUCUGGGAGAUUAGAGGUUUGCAGGAACCGUUAAGUGAUUCACAGUUUUGCACUGAAGCAACAUGAAACAGCCUGAUUUCAUUUGGACUGGAUUUUUCUUAAUGUAUUACACAUGUAUUUCAUAAAUGUUUUUGUUAAUAAAUUGACAUUUUUUAAGAUA
Messenger RNA from Melanotaenia boesemani (Boeseman's rainbowfish), 1453 nucleotides. Its product is annotated as claudin-3-like. Lineage: Eukaryota; Metazoa; Chordata; Actinopteri; Atheriniformes; Melanotaeniidae. Bases 163 to 810 code for a protein of 215 amino acids. Gene Ontology annotation, biological process: bicellular tight junction assembly; cell adhesion. The record is from RefSeq and is a predicted model, not a curated record. Gene Ontology annotation, molecular function: structural molecule activity. Gene Ontology annotation, cellular component: bicellular tight junction; plasma membrane. The transcript has a single exon.